AUGGCCGAAGCUGACAUUGCACUGAUUGGACUGGCUGUCAUGGGCCAGAACUUAAUUUUGAACAUGAACGACCACGGCUUUGUGAUCUGUGCUUUUAACAGGACGGUCUCCAAAGUUGAUGAUUUCUUGGCCAACGAGGCAAAGGGAACCAAAGUGGUUGGUGCUCACUCUUUGAAGGAAGCAUUUGAGGAAUGGAAUAAGACAGAACUAGACUCGUUCCUGAUUGAAAUCACAGCAAAUAUCCUCAGAUUCAAAGAUACUGAUGGCAAACACCUGCUGCCAAAGAUCAAGGACAGUGCUGGGCAGAAGGGCACUGGAAAGUGGACAGCCAUCUCAGCUCUGGAGUACGGUGUUCCUGUCACUCUCAUUGGUGAAGCUGUCUUUGCUCGAUGCUUAUCAUCACUGAAGGAUGAGAGGAUGCAAGCUUCCAAAAAACUAAAGGGUCCCCAAAAAGUCCAGUUUGAAGGAAACAAGAAAUCAUUCCUAGAAGACAUUCGGAAGGCCCUCUAUGCUUCCAAGAUCAUCUCUUAUGCUCAAAGCUUCAUGCUGCUACGACAGGCAGCCACCGAAUUUGGUUGGACCCUCAACUAUGGUGGCAUAGCCAUGAUGUGGAGGUGGGGCUGCAUCAUCAGAAGUGUAUUCUUAGGGAAGAUAAAGGAGGCAUUUGAUCGAAACCCAGAACUUCAGAAUCUUCUGCUAGAUGACUUCUUUAAGUCUGCUGUUGAAAACUGCCAGGACUCCUGGCGGCGGGCCAUCAGUACAGGUGUCCAGAUAGGCAUCCCCAUGCCCUGCUUCACCACCGCACUUUCCUUCUACGAUGGGUACAGACAUCAGCUGCUGCCUGCCAACCUCAUUCAGGCUCAGCGGGAUUACUUCGGGGCUCAUACCUAUGAACUUUUAGCCAAGCCAGGACAGUUCAUCCACACUAAUUGGACGGGCCAUGGUGGCAGUGUGUCAUCCUCUUCCUACAAUGCCUAA
This is a messenger RNA of Chrysochloris asiatica (Cape golden mole), 978 nucleotides long. Its product is annotated as 6-phosphogluconate dehydrogenase, decarboxylating-like. Gene Ontology annotation, molecular function: NADP binding; phosphogluconate dehydrogenase (decarboxylating) activity. Gene Ontology annotation, biological process: pentose-phosphate shunt; pentose-phosphate shunt, oxidative branch. Lineage: Eukaryota; Metazoa; Chordata; Mammalia; Afrosoricida; Chrysochloridae. Bases 1 to 978 code for a protein of 325 amino acids. Gene Ontology annotation, cellular component: cytosol. The transcript is spliced from 2 exons. The record is from RefSeq and is a predicted model, not a curated record.